AUGCCAUCCACUACAGCACACAACCCCUCUUCAACAUCCGCAACAACACUUCCAGUCCUCAUCUCAGGCGCAGGGCCCGUCGGACUCUACGAAGCCCUCCUCCUGACCCAACUUGGCAUCCCCGUCCGCAUCAUUGACCGUGAAAUGGCCAUCUCGCCCAACUCACGAGCCUUAGGUCUCCACGCCCGCUCCUUGGAAAUCUUCCAGUUCACUGGAACCAUCGACGACUUUCUCGAGAGGGGACACGCCAUCACCAAUGUCAGUUACUACAAGAAUGCUCGUUUGGUGGGCUCAUUGCCAUUGAUCCGGGGGGCGGACCAUUCAAUGUUCAGUACGGGCCUGUUCCUUGAGCAGGCCAAGACUUCAGAGAUCUUUUUGGGGAAGUUGAAGGAGUUUGGUGUGUUCGUCGAGUAUGGAUGGGAGCUGUUGGAUACCAAAGUUGUUGAGGGAGGACCUGGGGAGGAGGAGUAUGUGGAGACGACGAUUCGACGAGCGUUGGUGGGUGGUAACGUCGUCGAGGGUGAGGACCGCGUCAUGGGCGAUAUUGACAUGCGGGCUGAGCAAAAGGACAAGGAGUACGAGACACAGGUUGUGAGAUCAAAGUACUUGGUAGCCUGCGAUGGGGGACGGUCGACUGUUCGACACAAGAUCAACGUUGCGUUCCCUGGACGAACCCUUACCCAAAAGACCCUCAUGUGGGAUGGUCACUGCGACUGUGAUUUGCCCUUGAACGGAAUGACAUUGGUGAAGGGACCAAAUGGGAAGACAUUGAUGGUAUUCCCUAUGCCCAACGGUGUGCUCCGUAUCGGAGUCGAAGAUGGCGACAUGGCCCCCGGUGAAGACUUUGAACAAACCCUCCGCGAGCUCACCAUCGAGCACUUCGAGUCCAUUGUCGCCGAGGUUGCCCACCCCGCGAAAUUCAAGGUCAAAUCCACCAUUUGGCUAACAGCCUUCAAGACCAACGAACGCCGCGCUGAGCAAUACGUCUACAAGAACCGGAUCUUUCUCGCCGGCGACGCCGCUCAUGUUCAUUCACCCGCUGGUGGGCAGGGGUUGAACACCGGCCUACAUGAUGCCCACAACCUGGCUUGGAAGUUAGGUUACGUGUUGAACGGUCUUGCAAAGCCAGAAUUCUUGUUGCCGACGUAUGAGGAGAGGGGUGCGAUGGCGGAUCGUGCUAUUCAGUUGUCGUCGAAGUUGUUGAAGAGGAGACUGGACAAGGGGUGGGUGGCGGAUAUCAAGGCGUACUUAUUCUUUUUGAUUGGACCCUUGAUCUCUUCGGUGUUUGGUUCCAUGCUCUUUUCACCUGAGGUUGCCAUGCUCGACGUCGAGUACGAGAAGAACAACAUCAACAGACCCCACGAGACUCAACCCGAGCCAAAAGGUGACUACAAAGUCGGUGUCCGCGCCAAAGACGGCAUCCUCCUCCCCUUCUACUCCUCCUUUGUCACCGACACAAAGGAAAAGAAGGACCCACAACCCACCUUGCGCCUUCACUCGCUAAUCACAGGAGUCGCCCGCUUCCACAUCCUCGUCUUUGCAUCUGACCACUUGACUACCUCGGGCGCAAAGGAAAUCUCGACCCUCCUCGACCACCAUGUCAGCCAAUGGCAAUCCAAGUGGACAUACGGGUCGACUCUUCGGGACGGAUACACUGACAAAGAUCUCUUCAAGGUGCAUGUCAUUACCGGCCCCUCCUCCACCACCUCAUCCUCCCCUGUCCUCCUCGAGAUGUCCAAGCGAGAUGUCGGAAAAGGAAAGGUCUUUGUCGACCAGGCUGGACGGACACAUCAGAAUUACGGGUUUGCGGCGACCAAAGGGUUGGGAGGCAUUACAGUGAUCCGCCCAGAUUCGCAUGUGGGCUUCCGUGUCCAUGGAGUGAACGAGCAGGCUUGGAAGGAUGUUGAUGAGUACUUUUCGACUGUCCUCGUUGCCCAUUAUGAGUGA
This is a messenger RNA of Linnemannia hyalina, 1947 nucleotides long. NCBI's taxonomy places the organism in Eukaryota, Fungi, Mortierellomycota, Mortierellomycetes, Mortierellales, Mortierellaceae. The record is from the annotation of a GenBank genome assembly.